This is a messenger RNA of Pangasianodon hypophthalmus (striped catfish), 4392 nucleotides long. RefSeq names its product chondroitin sulfate N-acetylgalactosaminyltransferase 1b (gene csgalnact1b). The record is from RefSeq and is a predicted model, not a curated record. Gene Ontology annotation, molecular function: glucuronosyl-N-acetylgalactosaminyl-proteoglycan 4-beta-N-acetylgalactosaminyltransferase activity. Gene Ontology annotation, cellular component: Golgi cisterna membrane. NCBI's taxonomy places the organism in Eukaryota, Metazoa, Chordata, Actinopteri, Siluriformes, Pangasiidae. Bases 2085 to 3644 code for a protein of 519 amino acids. The transcript is spliced from 8 exons.
AUUCAGAACCCUAGUGUUCUAGUUCUGGGGAACACUUCAAGGUUCUAAGCCUACAACAUAAGCUUUCACUUUCAGAGAGACUCCAAGCAGAACUCCUACCCCCUGCUGUAGCCUUCACUAUUUGAGAUACCGACAAAUAGCCUGCACCUUUUGUUCGAAGUAGGCGUGGCAGAUCAUAAAAGACCAAAAAUUUGCUCAGGUACUGUGGUGCGAGACAAUUCAGUGCUUUAGAGUUUAGAUGGGAACAUCUAAACAACUCAGCCAAGACCUCAAAAAAAUUGUGGACCUCUACAAGUCCGGUUCCUCCUUAGGAGCAAUUUCCACACAACUGAAGGUACCACAAGCAACUAUACAAACAAUUGUAUGCAAAUAUAAAAAUCUUGGGACCAAACAGACAGGGCAUUGUUCAGGAAAUAUACAAAAACUAUUUCCCAGGGAUGAACGAACUUUGGUACCUGAUGCCUCCAACUUCUUCAACAUUUCCUUUGUUGUCCUGGGGUUCUGUUGAACCUUUCGGAACCAAAGUAUGUACAUCCACCGAGAGUCCUAUUGUGCCAAACAGAUACCAAAUUGGUGACAUGCAAGGCCAAAUCCCCAUUUGAGUGGGAAGUUAUAAAUAUUACAGAGCAGAGAAUCCUAAUCCUGAAGGCACACAUAAGCCCUAUAUAUUCUUUUUUCAAAUGUUAUUAUGUAUAUGACUAAAUUCCCUAAAUGGUUUAACUAGCUUCUUUGAAUGAACUAAUGAGCCAAACCAGGUGCGCUAUUUAAAGAUAACGCUAAAUUUUGCCUUACUUAUUGAACUGGUUUAAUAUUAUAUUUAAAUCCUUAUUAAGUACAUAUUAAGUAUAUAUUAAUAUAUAUUAAGUAUUAUCCUAUUCUAAUAUCCCAUUUCAUAAUUCCGCUUGAAAUUAAAUGUUCAUAUUGCACAAUUCAUCAUCACAUUCCACAUUACAGUUAUAAAAGCUUCCAAGACACUGAUCUGCCAAAGUCUGGUAAAACUGAGUUUAUGUCCUAUUUGUUUUCUCUCACAGGUAGCACUUAUGGAAUGCAAGCAAUGUGGACUGGACAGAAAGUUUACCAACUUGCACAACAAAAAGUUGGUGAGAGAAUUGGCUAACAAGAACAAUUUCGGUCUUUAUUAAAAACAUACCUCCUGCUAUCAGAGGACACUACACUGAUACAUAUCAAUAUGUGAAAAUUAUUCAUGCGUGAUACUAGGCUUGUAAAAUGAAUUGCAGGCUUAUUGAUAUUUUAUGCAUAUUUAUGAUAACAUUUACAAAUAUUUUUUCUACAGAUAUAAUUUGUCUAAUUUUGUCAUCCUCUCUGACCAUAGCCUAGGUAUUUCUGGUAGUUUGCACUUGUGAAAUGUGUUAAAACUAGGCUGGGAGUAUAUGCAGAAGUGUAAAUGAUGUUGUGUUGAUAGUGUUGAUGCUUUUAUUUCUGUACGAUGUUGUUCCUGUUUUGUUAAUUUUUUUUUUAUUCAUAAUCUAAACAUAUCUUUGAAAGUCAAAUUCCUUGGUGUAAUGCAUGUGCUAAACAACUCUGCUUUCAUAGUUUUUAAGGGGGAGGAGUUUGCUGUAGAAGGCAGAACAGAGCAGGCACUCAGUAGCACACUGAGGCCUUUAGGGUACCUCACAGCAAAUUAGGGCUCACAUACAGACUUGCAGAUACAUAGUCAUUUCAGGUUGCUUUAAUAUCAACACUAAGUCAGUCAAGUUCAUAGAAGUUUAUAUGGAUUAAGUGCUGACUUGCAGUGCAGAUUAUGCUAGUCAAAAGUGCAGCGAAAGGUACAGCACAGCAAGAGAUAUAGAUGGAUUUGGAUGUUAUGGAUGGAUGCGCUUGGUGAUGUGGAAAGACUAAAUCAACUUGAAGAAACAUGGAAACUUGAAGAUGCUUAAAGACAUAUGUUUGACAAUAGAAAUUCAUUUUUAGAAAUAUGUUAAAUGAGAAAUAAAUAAAUAUGAGCCACUACGCAAACCUGGCAUCGAACAAUUUCACUCAUAUGAGUAAAAGUAAACAUUUGAGCUACUCCAGGACAUAUUAAAAAUAUAUCCUAAAAUAGCCUGGUAAAAAAAAGUGCAGCAAUGCUGAAGAGAUGGUUUGUGGGCAUGAUGGCCCGUACAAGACUUCUGCUUAUGGUCGCAUUUUGCUUUACACUAUUCCUGUAUAACCCAGACUGCAGAACUCAAAAACCAAGAAAUCAAAACCAACAAAUUUUGCUCAAAGAGACCAUGGAUGAUAUGAAAUAUCAAGCUUUGCUGCAAGAACAUGAGGAACAAUAUCAUCACUAUACUGCAAGCCUAAGAAAGCAGAUCUUCCAUUUGAAAUAUGCUAUCAGAGAGAAAAGACAUCUCCAGAAGUCUGUGCAACAGGCUGCUAUAAUGCACCCAAUGGAGCUGGAGGAAACACACAAGAGUAACUCAGAACUUGAGGUGUUCCUUCACGAGCAACUGCAUCGUAUGAAAAGUCAUGUAGGCGUGAAUAUACCAAAUGAGUAUGCUGUGUUGCCAUUGGAGACCUUUACACUUCACAGUGUCUAUCAGCUUGAUACCGGGUUCACAAAGCAUCCUGUGCAAAAAACUCUUCGACGGGAUAUGGCUGGGGCAUUAGAAGCAGCUCUGCAUAUCCUUAAUGGUCCUAAAGAUAAGGAUGACCCUCGGUAUCGUAAGAUAUACUCACCACGUGAUUUCUUUGAGGGAAUUUUUCAUUCUGAAAGAGAUAAAGGAUCUCUGUAUGAUCUCACAUUCAAAGACAAUACUUCUCUGGACUUCAGGAGGCUGGAGCUCUUUCGGCCAUUUGCACCUCUGCAAAAUAUGAAGGAAGAAGCAAUUGACACAUCCAGAAUGCUAAUAAAUAUAAUUGUGCCAUUGGCCACGAGGGUGGACACAUUUCAACAAUUCAUGAACAAUUUUAGGGAAAUUUGUGUUGAGGAUGAAAGGAUCCAUCUUACUGUAGUGAAUUUUGGAACAGAGAAGAUAAAUGAAGUAAGAAGAAUUAUAGACACUGCUGCAAGGAGAAUGAGAUCAAGGAACUUCACUCUAAUCCACCUAAAUGAGAAGUUUUCCAGAGGACGAGCUUUGAACAUAGGAGCUCGUGCCUGGAAGAAGAGCAAUGUCCUCCUAUUUUUCUGUGAUAUCGACAUCCACUUUACUGUUGAUUUCCUAAACUCCUGCCGCAUUAACUCCCAACCUGGUAAAAGAGUCUUCUACCCCAUACCUUUUAGCCAGUACAAUCCAGAUGUAAUUUAUGGUGACCAUAUACCUACUCUUGAAAAACAGCAGGUAAUCAGUAAAAACACUGGAUUCUGGAGAGAUUUUGGCUUUGGAAUAACAUGCCAGUAUUUGUCAGAUUUCAUCAACAUAGGAGGUUUUGAAGUAACUAUCAAAUCUUGGGGAAAAGAAGAUUUGCACCUGUACAGAAAAUACCUGCACAGCAAUCUUAUGGUAGUACGUGCACCUUCACGAGAACUCUUCCAUAUGUGGCAUGAGACACCUUGUGCAGAAGACCUACCAACAGAAUUUUUUAAUGAGUGCAUAAAGACCAGAGCCAUGAAUGAGGCCUCUCACAGUCAGAUGGGAAAACUGUUCUUUCACCAGCAAAUAGACAAUCAUCUACAUAAAUACAAUCAAACAGAAACCCAAUGAUAGUGGGGAAGACACUACACAUACAUGAGCAAAAUAUUUUAUGCCAUGAACAGUUUAAUAAGUAAUGCUUAAUAAGUCUGUGUAUAUAACAAGAAGACUUAUUAUAAAAUCCACAUCUUGCCAUUGUUUUCUUGGGUUUUGUUAGAAUAUCGUAUUUUCCAAGCUGGAACUCAGGCCACUUCUGAUGAUGCCUUCCAAGAAGCCUGUACCAUGCAAUCAAGAACACUGAAUAUCUGCUUCAGGCGUGCAUGUCUGUGUGUGUAUGUCACGAAUUUCCCCUUCUCCACGUGUGGUACCUGUCCCAACAUAGUUUUGUUUAUGUAGUCAUGCACUUUUAUUUUGACAUGACUUUGAACUUCCUGGUCCUGUCCCCACAUCCUGUACUUGUGGGAACCUGUUUCUUGUUCAAGCUGUCAUUACUCAGUGUAUUAAACAGUCUCACUUUCCGUGUUCCAGUGUUAAACUAUAGGACACCACACUGUGUUGGACUCAUGCCGAUGGUCCUGUUCUGCCACCAGUUUUUGCCUUACCUAGUCUUUUGUCUAUAUCUACCCUUUUUUAUUUUUGAGUUUGUUGUUAUUGUUUACUUUUAAUAAAGUUCCUCUACACAUGUCCUUUUUCCACUGAGUCCAGAAGUCUGACUACCAAGAAUUGUUUAUACUGAAUUAUUUUUCUUUUCUUUUUUCUAUAUUUCUUUUUUUUAAAAAAAUAUAAACUAAGACUAUAUACAACAGAGAUAAUAUUUAGC